This is a messenger RNA of Penicillium cosmopolitanum, 633 nucleotides long. RefSeq lists its product as uncharacterized. NCBI's taxonomy places the organism in Eukaryota, Fungi, Ascomycota, Eurotiomycetes, Eurotiales, Aspergillaceae. The transcript has a single exon. Bases 1 to 633 code for a protein of 210 amino acids. The record is from RefSeq and is a predicted model, not a curated record.
AUGUCAGAUGAGGAACGCGCAAGAGAUGGUCAAACAUUACCAAUACUCUGGAUUCGGACAUCGUUUGGGAGAAAAGACGAUCCGGCUAGUCGGAGUGCCGCCGACGCGGGAUAUAGGCGUAUCCGCUCAAUUACUGCUGAAGAUAACCUCGACAAUAUUUUGGAUCAAGAGUGCUUUUAUGACAACGAAAAAUACAGUUCUAAUAACCCUGUGCCCGAUGAAGACGAAAGUCCCGAAUUCAUCGAUGGAUUCGCUUGCGGCACGCCAGGCCCUGUGCCAUCAUAUAUGAUCACAACCUUAAUGAACAAACCAGAUACGUUGGACGGUCUCUCAGACCGCAAUUGGCCAACAGAGUCUUAUAUGAUACCACCCGAGCCAGAUAUGUUUCAAUCACUUAUGGUUGUUGUCGCUGAUCGUAAGUCGUGCGAGGAGGGAUGGAUGUUGCUCUUGGCCGUGAAUCACAAGGGAGAGGUUCUUCCUUUCAGAAUUCGCGAAAGGGCUUCAUGGACAACUCAACUUUUGCUCAAUUUCAUGGAUGGCCAGCAUUUAGAUGAGAAUACUCGAAAUCCUGAACAUGAUAUCGAAUACUACCUGCGUGAAGGAGAUGGCUGGGCUGAUGCUUCUGUACCCUGA